Drosophila sechellia is the source of this 2350-nucleotide messenger RNA. RefSeq names its product endoplasmic reticulum metallopeptidase 1. The record is from RefSeq and is a predicted model, not a curated record. Gene Ontology annotation, molecular function: metalloexopeptidase activity. Lineage: Eukaryota; Metazoa; Arthropoda; Insecta; Diptera; Drosophilidae. Gene Ontology annotation, biological process: proteolysis.
UAAAGGAAGGCAGGGUCUGCAAAUAAAAAAAAUGGGUGACAAGGAAAAACUUAUUUUAGACGAACCCAUCGAGGAAGGAGUCAAAUCAUACUCCAGGAAACAUGGAAGACAACACAAAGGAUACUUUCAACUACCCUGGUACUUUGCUGGUGGCAUUGUCCUGUUCUGGGCGCUGCUCUUCAUUGCCGUGGUGAAGCCGCUUUUUUACCGACUUCCCGAACCGCUGACCGUGGAGGAUGCCCCCAAAGGAGGCUUCAUUGCCGAAAGGGCGCAGGCCAAUCUUUAAGAUUUCGAGGCUAUUGGCACCAAAGUGGUUGGAAGUGAUGAAAACGAGCACAAGACCGUACAGUUCCUGCUAAAGGAAUUAAAUCUGAUAAAGGAUAAUAUUCAAGAGGAUCUGUUUGAUAUGGAAAUUGAUUUGCAGCUGGUCUACGGUGCGUAUGUGAAAUGGAAUCUGGUCAACAUGUACCAAGGCAUUCAGAACGUGGUGGUUAAGCUGACGCCCAAGGGCACCACCAGUGAAAACUACAUCCUGGUGAACAGCCACUUCGACUCCCAGCCCACUAGUCCCUCCACCGGAGACGAUGGUCACAUGGUGGUCUCCAUAUUGGAGGUGCUCCGAGUGAUUUCAUCAACGAGAAAAUCAUUCGAGCACCCCAUUGUUUUCUUAAUCAAUGGAUGAGAAAAUUCGCUGCAGGCAUCUCACGGAUUCAUUGCUUACCACAAAUGGGCUAAGAAUUGCAAGGCGGUCAUUAAUCUGGAUGCAGCUGGCAGUGGAGGUCGCGAACUAAUGUUCCAAUCUGGCCCAAAUUAUCCAUGGUUGGUUAAGAUAUAUAAGGAUGGCGCCAAGCAUUAUUUCUCCACCACCAUGGCUGAGGAAAUCUUCCAAACUGGACUUGUUCCAUCUUACACUGAUUUUGAUAUUUUCGUUGAAUACGGAAACCUUAUUGGUCUGGACAUUGGCCAGUGCAUCAAUGGAUUCGUCUAUCAUACCAAGUAUGAUCGCAUCGAUGUGAUUCCACGAGCAGCUCUGCGGAACACAGGAGACAAUCUUCUCGGUUUGGUUCAAACUCUAUCCAAUGCCAGCGAACUGCGUGAUCUCAGCGCGAAUCCGACUGGCAACACCAUAUUUUUCGAUGUCCUGGGAUUGUAUCUGAUCAGCUUUUCCUCCGAUGUCGGUGUGAAGCUAAAUUAUGCCGCGGCUGCUGCAGCAAUAAUCCUGAUCUAUAUCUCCUUGCUGCGCAUAGCGGAAAAAUCAAGUGUCAGCUCCGAACAGAUCCUGAGCACCUUCAUCCUGGUUCUUGUGUGUCUUACAUGGACGAUGGCAUUCUACGUAAUCCCAUUGGCCUUCAAUCUUCUGACCACACUGCAUGAUCGUGGCUAUUCCACGACUGGUAUAUUGAAAAUUGUCCAGGUUGCCCCGUUCAUGUACAACAGCUAUCUCUUCUACUGCUUCAUUGUGAUACUCACGCCAAUGAUGGGUCGUUUUGGAGUGGACACCAAUCCUGACUUGAUCAUCGGAGCUUUGACUGCCCUGGGUACCAUAUUGUCCAUGGGAUUUUUGAUUUUACUGGUCAAUAUGUUCCGAUGAUCCGGAUUCGUUUUGAUCGGUCUGUUGGCCGUAACUGCCGCCGGUGUGUAUAUUGCCAGCUCCACCGACAUUGGAUUCCCCUACCGCCCCAAAACCAACGUACAGCGAGUGCCCUACCUGCAAGUGCGCCGCGUUUUCUACGAGUAUGAUGGAACAGUGAGCAAGGAUGAGAGUGGAUAUCUGUUUAACGUGCAGGACCGUCGCGGACUUACUCCGUUGCUAAAGUCCAAUAUGGAUCUCACUGGUCUGGUCAACAUGACAUCCGAUUGUGCCAAGUACAUGAUGUGCGGCAUGCCACUGUACGAUCACCGAUGGGUGGAGGUCAUGGAGACUACCAUGUGGCUGCCGAAUCCCGUUUGGACACCAGCUGAAAAGCAACUUAACAAAACUGUUCUGGCGGAUGGCAAGUCUGUUCAAAUGGAGUUUGAACUGGAGACCUCGGAUCACACCAGAAUUUUCAUUGAUCCCAACGAGGAUGUGAUCAUCUCCGACUGGUCCUUCCUCAAGGAAUACCUAACAACCAAUUCACCUCCGUACCACAUCUACUACUCCUUCGGUAUCGAUAAUACUCCGCUGCGCUUCCGCAUCGUUCUUAAGAAAGCAGAUGGCGACUUCACUGUCCCACUUUUCCAGAUGGGAAUCUCGACGCACUACAUGCACGUGAAAGGCGAUGAUGAGUCUAUCAGGUUUGCCAACUCCAUUCCCGACUUUGCUGUCAGUAUUCAGUGGCCAGCUAUGUAUAAGAAGUACAUAUUUUAA